Triticum turgidum subsp. durum (durum wheat) is the source of this 1074-nucleotide messenger RNA. The record is from the annotation of a GenBank genome assembly. NCBI's taxonomy places the organism in Eukaryota, Viridiplantae, Streptophyta, Magnoliopsida, Poales, Poaceae.
AUGGCUGUUGCCGCCGAGGGCACGAGCAGGCGGAGGAUCCUCGACUACCUCAACGACGGCGAGGAGUUCGGGGUCGCGGGGCCGCCCUCCUCCGCUGCCGCCACGCCCAGGCCCAGGUCGCUCAUGCCCAGGUUCCGCUGGGCGCGGCUCGCCAGGCUCGGCGGCAAAGCGCGGCCGCCGAAGCCGGUGCUCGAGGAGGAGAUCGUCGCCGCGGAUGACGAGGGCCAGCUCAGGGACGCCUCGGGCGCCUCUGCCUCAUCAGCACCAUGCGCGGCGCCGCCCGGCGACGGCGAGACGACGAGGCCGUCGGACCUGAGCGUGGGGCUGAGCCUGGUGUUCCUGCUGGCCAAGACGUCCGACGAGUUCAACAAGAUGGCCAGGGUGCGGGCCGAGAUGGAGGCGCUCAUCAGGGACUUCAAAGGCCAGCAGGCCAUGGCGACGACGGCCAACACCGGCGCCGACGACGAACCCCGCAACCCCGAGUCCGCCGCGUCGAGCUGCCUCACGGACGGGAACGAGCCGCAGGCCGCGACCGCGCUCUGCGAGGACCAUCGGCACCAGGUCGCCUCCUCCUCCGGCGCGGAGAUGGAGGCGGCGAGCCGCAGGAGGAUGGACGUGCUGGAGGAGGAGUUCCACGCGGAGCUCCAGCGCGUUCGCGCCGGCUACGGCCCGGACACGCCGCCGUUUUCGACGGGGGAGGAGCGCGACGAGGGCGGAGCAGAGCCGUCGGACGACGACGACGACAUUGCCGACUGCCGACAGGGAUUCGAGAGCGACCUCGGCGACGACGACGAUCAACAUCACCACGUUUACGACGAGGAGGAGGAGGACGACGACGACGACGACGACCCUGAUCGGUACCACGGCGUGUCGGCCGUGGAGCUGGAGAGGAGGCUGCACGAGCUGCUCCACCAGAGGAACCAGGAGCGGAUCGAGGAGCUGGAGGCGGCGCUGCGGCGCGCCGAGAAGCGGCUCUUCGACAAGGAGAUGGAGGCGUCCCUCUGGAAGGACACCGCCAAAAUGGCCUUCCGCCACGACCACCACGACGACCACGACGACGACGACUCGCCGUAA